ACCGAAGCGAGAGGCAGAGGAGCGGGGAGCGGCGAGAGCUGCUCGUCCCGGAGGAGAGAGGACGGCUACCGGGACGGGGUGGGCUGGGAGCCCCUUCCCUCCGGCGGGGAAAACAGCAGCGCAGCGGGAGGAAGCAAAAUGAUGGUCCAACACUCAGGCCAGGUAUCUGCCUUAGAAGUCAGCGCCUCCGCAAUUGUUCCCACUUUGUCCCCUGCAGGCUCACUGGGGUUUGAUGAUUUCACAAAUUUAACCCCACUGGUGAAAGAGGAACUGCGGUUCGCCAUUCAGAAUAAGCGUCAGUCCCACAGGAUGUCUUCUACACUGGACACGGUGACAGUUUCUGAAAGGCCAAUUGAAACAUCAAUCAUGAAAACGGAGUUUUCUCCUGAAGAGGAUGAAAGAAAAAAGCGAAGAAGGGAAAGGAACAAAAUUGCUGCUGCAAAGUGCCGAAACAAAAAGAAGGAGAAAACAGAAUGUUUGCAGAAAGAAUCAGAAAAGCUGGAAACUAUCAAUGCAGAAUUAAAAGCCCAGAUUGAAGAGCUAAAGAACGAGAAGCAGCAUUUGAUAUACAUGCUAAACCUUCACAGGCCCACUUGUAUAGUGCGGGCACAAAACGGAAGGACACCUGAAGAUGAAAGGAAUCUUUUUAUUCAACAGAUCAAAGAAGGCACGUUACAAGGUUAAGUGAUAUGGCAAACAUGGAAAUAUUUAUAGUGUUUUUAACAACUACCAGAAUCCAUGGAGAAUCUGACAUAAUGUGUAGGAUUCUAUUAGUCAAGAGCCUUUAGGAAGGGCAGAUUGCUUUCUUAAGCGGAAAGAAUCAUUUUGGCUUGACAGCGAUUCUUCCCCUUGGAAGAUCUGGUCUCAAUCAAAUUGAAGAGUCUUCUGCCUCAAAUAUAGGUUUUGCACCUGUCAUACUUGCUGUUCCUAGGAGCUACAGACGACAGCUUCAGAAGUUUUAGCUCUCUGCUAGUAUACAGUAUCUGCACUCACGACGUUUGUGCUAGAACACUAUGACUUCCGAUGAUGCACAUGGUACAGACAACUGUGCUGGAUGGACACUACUUUUCCUUGUUGCUGGUAGGGAAAGCAGACUGAGAGUAUUUUUAAAGUUUCGAAGUUUCCAGGGGGAUGGUUUCUGGCAGAACGUACCGAUACGUAAUGUUGCACUCUAACCUAACUCCAUACACAAACACACAAAAAGCCUUCAGUUCCAACUAAGCUUUGUCAUUUUUUUCACAACACUUGUGUGGUUUUUGUUUUUUUUUUUCAAUGACUCAUCUCAGAGACUGAAUUUGAAAAGCCUAGUAGGUGUGACAAAGCAAUGAUGUUUCUUGCAAAAGGUCCAUGUAGCUAAGUUUGUGUUUUAUGAGCUGGAACCCUAAAUACUAUCCUUCGGGGACUACAAUUUUUCCUUGAAUUGCUGAAUGGCAGCUUGUACAACCACUUGGUGACUCAGUGAAUUGGACCUACCAGAAAGAGGAGACUAACUAUUGAGGGAUAUUGAUACAGGUUUUGUCCGAGUAAAGUACUGCAGGACUGAAUCCCAGGCUCAUGAGUCAUUAAAAGUUGGGUUUUUUAAAAAAUAAUCGAUUUAAUCUAGGAUGUAAUCCUACAAGCCUUAAUUCAUGCUCUUAAUCCUUACUCACGGAAGAGGUUCUAUAGACUUCAGUGGAUCUACUUAUACAGGUAGCUCUUAUAAGCAUAAGAGCUUGACAAAGCUUUUUUCCACCCUGGUCAGGGUUACUUCCUUUUGCCAGGUGAUUCAGAGGGAAAAAACUAUGAUUGCAGCUACUUUUAUUUCACGUUUGAGUGGCAACUACAGUCAGCAGAAGUGUUACUUAGAAUCUAAAGGAGGCAAGAGUUUUGUUGUAGUGAGUAAUUGUUUUUAUUUUUUAUUAAAUACUAACUGUAGAUGUUUUUGAACUGGUUGGUAGAAGAGCUGCUGGACAAAACAGUUGGAGCUAUGAGUGUUUAAAUUCUGAUGUUUCUGUGAAAUUCUCAGAUUGUUUAAUCCUAUAAAAUAUAUCCUUACAAUUUUUUGUAAAAGAAAAUAUUAUCCUUAUUUAUCACUAAUAUCAUCAUGAGUAAAGUUAAUAAAUACUGCGAGCAAGAUAAAACUGAAAACACAAGUGUUGUGCUGUCUUUUUACUUUUAUCUGUUGGUGUUGAAUAUUAUAUAUUCCUAAACUUCACCAGUUGUAUUUGAGACACCACUAUUGAAAACACUUAUCCCUCAUCUUUUUCACAGAUGAGGCACUGAGUAUGUUGAAUGAAUGGGUGCAGAGAUUAUACCUUCCAAAAUUCUGUACCUCCAUCGGUGGUGUCUAGCUGCUCAGUGUCACAAUUUAUGUGAAGCAGAAAAUAAGAAUGGAGCUUACUGUACAUAAUAUUUUACACCAGUUACGCAGUGUUGAAAUUGUGUUUUUUGUUCUAAAGGCUAAAAUUAAAGAUACCUCAGCCAUAAGCUUCUUACCCUACAAGUCCUAGAUGAGUCUACCAGAUAUCAUACCUGAUCCUUAUAUGAUCAUUAUAUUCUGCAACAGAACUUCUUAGUACAUUUUCCUAAGAUCUGGAUAUAUUGUAAUGUCCUAUAUCACGCUUUAAAGAUAUGUACUUCCUGUAUCUGAAAAGUGACUGUAUUACAGAGAUGAUGUACAAGGUCCGAUUCUGUCCUGAGAAUCCAUUGUCUUUCUGUAUGUUGGAAGGAGCUUCCAUUGACUUCAAUGAGAGUUUCAUUCAUGCCCCGUAGGCAGAGUUUGGAGCCUCUGAUACAACUUCCUUGGUUUAGAGGGCAAGUUCCACGGGGAAUUGGGCCAGCUGUUUAUCAGAGAAUGGAUAUACAUGAAGUGUGUUACAAUAAACUUGUCAAACAAUGUU
This is a messenger RNA of Chroicocephalus ridibundus (black-headed gull), 2879 nucleotides long. RefSeq names its product activating transcription factor 3 (gene ATF3). Lineage: Eukaryota; Metazoa; Chordata; Aves; Charadriiformes; Laridae. The record is from RefSeq and is a predicted model, not a curated record. Bases 139 to 684 code for a protein of 181 amino acids. The transcript is spliced from 4 exons. Gene Ontology annotation, biological process: regulation of transcription by RNA polymerase II. Gene Ontology annotation, cellular component: nucleus. Gene Ontology annotation, molecular function: RNA polymerase II cis-regulatory region sequence-specific DNA binding; DNA-binding transcription factor activity, RNA polymerase II-specific.